Emiliania huxleyi CCMP1516 is the source of this 909-nucleotide messenger RNA. RefSeq lists its product as hypothetical. Gene Ontology annotation, molecular function: xenobiotic transmembrane transporter activity; antiporter activity. Gene Ontology annotation, cellular component: membrane. Bases 1 to 909 code for a protein of 302 amino acids. Gene Ontology annotation, biological process: transmembrane transport. The transcript has 3 exons. NCBI's taxonomy places the organism in Eukaryota, Haptophyta, Isochrysidales, Noelaerhabdaceae. The record is from RefSeq and is a predicted model, not a curated record.
AUGGCGCUGCUCUGUAUCCUGCCAUUGUUUGUGCGCCUGCUUGGCAUGGGUGAGCAGUUUGCGACAUUGGCGGGCGAAUAUGCUAUUGCCAUUCUGCCGGUCACCGCCGCACGAGGCGUUUGCGAGGUGCUACAAGCCUGGCUCGCAUGCCAAAAGAUUACCAAGCCGCCGCUCUACAUCAACCUCGCCCUGACGCCAUUCCAUGCAGCAGUCUGCUACUCUCUCGUGUUCAAUACCCGCCUCGGCUUCCUCGGCGCGGGAUGCGCAAACUCAGCUAUGUGGAUCGCACGCGCUGCCACCUUGUACAUGCACUGCAUCAGCCCGCACGCUGACCUCGACCGCCCGUUCGGCGGCCUCACUCGGCGCGGCCUGAGAGACGGCCGAGGGGAGCUCUUGCGGCUCGUCUUGCCGGGCGUGCUCAUGAGUGACUACUGGACGGGAGAGGCCAUCAUGGUAUGCACCGGCCUGGUGCCAAAUCCGGCCGUCGCCCUCUCCGCCCUCUCGGUAUAUACCUCGACGUUGAAGAUGAUUUACGACGUGCCGAACGGGGUUCGAAGUGGGGUCACUGUUUGUGUCGGAAGAGCUCUGGGGGCUGGGCUUCCCAGCCUCGCCUCUCUUGCGAUACGAAAUGGCCGCCUUCUGCUCGGGUGCUGGCUGCCAUUGCCCCUCUUCGCGGUCUGCGCCUUUACUAGCGGCUGGGCUCGGAUCUUCACGCGAGACGAGGCUGUUAUUUUGCAGCUCCACGCACUGGUGCCGUGGCUAGUCGUCAACUCCUGUGCUGGGGGUCUAAUGGCAAUAGCCAACGCCGUGAUGGCUGGCUGCAAAAGACUGCCGCCAAGCUGGCGCAGCUCUGCUUCACUUGCAUUGGCUUCCCUCUGGGGCUGCUCCUCGGCUUCAGCUUUGGGCUAG